CAAGUGACUCCACCUUCAGCAGUGAAAACAUCCCCCGGUUAUAUGACAUAUGAGAAGUCCGGCGCACACACCGGGAAUCCACAUCAGACCAGUGAAAAACAGAGGUCUAUCGGAGUAAUCUAACUCUAGGAGAGAGGCUUGAAAAGAUAAAAUGCCCGCAGUUGGACUGGAGAUACUCGGCGUGACCCUGGCCGUCCUGGGAUGGAUUUCUGCUGUGGUGUCCUGCGCCUUGCCCAUGUGGAGAGUGUCGGCCUUCAUCGGGGUGAAUAUCGUGACCGCCCAGACUAUCUGGGAGGGCAUCUGGAUGAGCUGUGUGGUCCAGAGUACCGGCCAGAUGCAGUGCAAGGUCUAUGACUCCAUGUUGGCCCUGAGCGCCGACCUGCAGGCGGCCCGCGCCCUCACCAUCAUCUCCAUCAUAGUGGGUGUCGUAGGGGUGCUGGUGGCUGUGGUGGGGGCCAAGUGCACCAACUGCGUGGAGGAAGAGGCGGCCAAGGCUCGUGUGAUGAUAGCUGCUGGGUCAGCCUUCAUCGUGGCUUCCCUGACCCAGUUGAUCCCCGUGUCCUGGUCGGCCCACUCUAUCGUCAUGGAGUUCUACAGCCUGGUCACACCGGAGGCGCAGAAAAGGGAAAUAGGUGCCGCUUUGUACCUGGGCUGGGCAGCAGCUUCCUUCCUGCUCAUAGGGGGAUGCAUUCUCUGCUGCAGUUGCCCCAAGCAGCCAGAAAGGAGGUACGGUUCCCCUUCGCGGAUGAUGUACUCCCAGACCCGGUCGGUGGCUCCAAGUGGCUACGAUAAGAGGGACUACGUCUGACCUUGCACCUUCUCCCUUCUCCUCAUACUUCCCACGAAGGGAAAAGGACUGUUCGGGGAGAAAUGGGGAACCCUUCAUCUUUACUGAGAAGUUCAGAUGUUCUGAAGUGGGACAAAUCAGUUAAAUUAACAAAAGUCGAUUUUUCUACUUUCUUUUGACUGAAGUAUUUUUUUUCUUUACCUAAACCUUUGGGACCAAAGGAUUACCUUUUUAUUUUGUGUGUGUUUUGUCUGAAGCAUGCAACUUAAAAUAAAAAAAAAGUAUUUGA
Lampris incognitus (smalleye Pacific opah) is the source of this 1076-nucleotide messenger RNA. RefSeq names its product claudin-4-like. Gene Ontology annotation, molecular function: structural molecule activity. Bases 152 to 808 code for a protein of 218 amino acids. NCBI's taxonomy places the organism in Eukaryota, Metazoa, Chordata, Actinopteri, Lampriformes, Lampridae. The transcript has 2 exons. Gene Ontology annotation, biological process: bicellular tight junction assembly; cell adhesion. Gene Ontology annotation, cellular component: plasma membrane; bicellular tight junction. The record is from RefSeq and is a predicted model, not a curated record.